Molecule: messenger RNA, 2362 nt
Organism: Leguminivora glycinivorella
Lineage: Eukaryota; Metazoa; Arthropoda; Insecta; Lepidoptera; Tortricidae
Exons: 5
Coding region: 258-812 (184 amino acids)
Cellular component (GO): membrane; endoplasmic reticulum
Molecular function (GO): protein-macromolecule adaptor activity
Source: RefSeq, a predicted model, not a curated record
CUAAUUAUAAAUUUUAUAUAUAAAAAAAUGUAUUGCAGGUAAAAUACCGCAGUGCGAUGCACACGGGCACGUGGUGGCUAUAGUUUUAGGGCUACAAACCGGCCCGCCUAAUUUAAUUAGGUGAUUUGCUUACUUGGAACUCUUGUGUAUGAAGUUGUAUCUGAUUCUAAGCUAAUUUUAGGAUUUAGAUCAAGCUGAAGGUAUUAAAUUAGGUGUAAACAUUAGUAUUUUGAUAUUAGAUACUUUAUAAAUAAGUUAUGGCAGUGCAAAAUAAAGUUUUAUACGCGUUUCGAGGAUGGAUAGCAUUCGUUGCUUUCAUGGAUUUGGGGACCGCCGGCCGGUCUUACAUCGAGCGACGGUCGUUCCUCAGUCACCAAGGGGAGACUGAGCACUUGGAUGGGGAUUUUACAAUCUCCCGAAUGCUCGGAAUGUAUUCGGUGCUGAAGGCUUUGGCGCUCAUCCACUGUACGCUUUACAUACAUUACAGACCUGUGGUGUCCAUGGGCUACUGGUCCCUCAUGCUGACCAUCGUUCUGUACUUCACCGAGGCCUUCUGUUACCACUCGACCAACCUCAACUUCUAUGUCGUGUUCCCGUGCAUACUUAACAUAAUAACCCUGCUGGGGCUCAUCUACCUGCCCACGAAGCUGAAGCUGUGGGGGCAGGUGCCCGGCGUGUCGGGCAUGGAGCGAGAAGUGGAUGACGAGAACGCGCAGAUCCUGCGACAGAUGGGCAACUUCAAGCGGCGGCGCCCGCAGAAGAACAAAAAACUUGACGCUGUGGCGACAAACAUCUUGUCGAUUUUAAAAUGACACGCCUCUUCGUGUCGAACGCCACACUCAAAACCUUAUUGGCACGUCAGGCGUGUCACCCGCACAGAAUCGGAUAACAUACAGAUACUCCUGCAAUUAAUAGAUAAGAUAAUUAUUAAAUAAAAGCAAUAAGCUCAAGACGAUGUGCUUUCCGUAGUGACUUAAGCAUUUAAAGUAUCAUAAGUUAGGAUAUUGAACAUUUGACUGUGUGAAUGAUAUUUUUAUGAUCUGUGACAUUGGCAUUUUAUAAUUUACUAAGUCUUUGAUAUUAAGGUAUAAAGAGACCUGCAGAUUUUCAGUUUUCCGGACGAUACCGGGCGGUUAGCCGGAAGCAAAUAUGACUGCAGACAACUGCAGAUAUGAGAUAUCUUCCGACGAACUGGUAUUAUAAUGCGUGGGUCCCUUAAUAGUUUAAUCGGAUUUUGCAUUUUUUGUGGUUUUUAAUAAUUUUAUUAAGGAAUGUUAGAUUAAUUUAAUGGUUUAUAAGGUGGGGUAAGACGAACAUGGAGUAAUACACACUAUAAUGCUUAAACAAAGGAUACUAUAGACUAGACAGCCAAAUAAUAAUACCACUACCGAACGAGAUGGUCACAUACAAAUUAUAAUAAGAGUGACAGAGAGCAAAAUGUUAUUGUUUGUCUUUGUCAUAGUUUCACUUUUCCGCCGCUGCCACAAACGAGUUUGUGGCAAACAAUAACCCUUUACCGCAUAUUGUUCCACAUUUGGCCGUUAUAAAUUCUACUCUACUGACAACUGUUAUAGUUCAAAUUUGAACAAAUAUUGUAUACGUCACAUGCGGUAAGGGAUAUGUACGUGACGUCAAGUUUAUUAUCCGCCCAGAUUACGUAGGUUGUUUAUGGUAAACUGUCAGCCAUUUUUAAAGUACUUCUUAAUUUCGCUCCAUUAUUCUAUAUCUGUCCCUUACGGGUGUACGCUUACGUCAUAUCUAUAGUAUUCUUCAUCUGAGCUAUAAUGUGAUUGUCAUAGUUUCUUUAUUUUAUUCUUAUCCCAUCUUAAGUUAAUCGAUGGAAUCAGGCGUUACUUUGCGGAAAUCCAUGUUAAUCAUAAACUAGAACGUUCCUUUGCUAAUCCGCGAAUUGAUAACGUGCAAGUCAAUCAGUGUUAACCUGUUGCACUUGCACGUUAUCAAUUCGCGGAUUAGCAAAGGAACGUUCUAGUUUAUGACCAUCUUAAGUUAAGUCUCGCUCUGUAAGAAGAGGCGAAUAGAAAAAUAAUACAAUACAAUUUUAACUAUAAAACUCCCGUGAGACUCAUACAUAUUUAAAAAUAUUUAACCCGCUUAAAAUAUUUUUAAUACAAUACAGGUUGAAAUAAAAAGGUCCGUUCAAACUUUGACUUCACAAAAUGAACAACUUGUAUUAUGGGGCCAAUGCUGAAAUGGCGAAAAAAAAAUUGGCUCUUCUAUAGAAAUGAGGUAGGGGGUAGGGCAUAGCGAAUGAUAUUCCGCUUUGUGUGGUAGGACACAGCACAGCGGAUAUCAUCUCGCUCGAAUCUAGAGCAGAGCCCAACUGGAGAAGUACCUCCGCCUU